Penicillium riverlandense is the source of this 882-nucleotide messenger RNA. RefSeq names its product cytochrome b5 reductase family protein. NCBI's taxonomy places the organism in Eukaryota, Fungi, Ascomycota, Eurotiomycetes, Eurotiales, Aspergillaceae. The record is from RefSeq and is a predicted model, not a curated record. Gene Ontology annotation, biological process: ergosterol biosynthetic process. Gene Ontology annotation, molecular function: cytochrome-b5 reductase activity, acting on NAD(P)H. The transcript is spliced from 3 exons. Bases 1 to 882 code for a protein of 293 amino acids.
AUGUUUAUCUCGCGAUCACCCUUGCUGGGCCUAAAGUCAAGAACUGCUAUGUUCUAUGGGUUCACUGUUGCCGGGAUGGGAGUUUACUACAGCACUCGUGCGGCCUAUGCCGAGUCUGGCGAGCCUUCCAAAGUUUUCGGGGGCUUUGGCUUCACAACUUUGCGCGUGCAAGAUGUCACGCAGUUGAACCACAACACCAAACGCCUGGUGUUUGAGUUCCCGGAUCUAAAUGCCCAAAGUGGACUAACCCUGACCUCCGCGCUGCUCACCAUUUCCCGGCCCGAGGGCCGAUGGCUGCCAGUGCUCCGGCCAUAUACUCCGAUCAGCCGCCUCGAUCAGCGCGGUUGCAUCGAGUUGAUGGUAAAGCAGUACCCCCGCGGCAAAGCGAGCUCCCAUUUGCAUUCACUUGUACCGGGGGAUAGCCUCACAUUUGCCGCAACUCUGAAAGGCUUCCCCUGGAAACCUAAUCAGUUUUCGCAAGUCUAUCUCAUCGCAGGCGGUGCUGGAAUCACACCCAUUUACCAACUUAUCCAGGGUAUCAUGAACAACCCGGACGACAAGACCAAGGUGAAACUCGUCUUUGGCGUGAAUACCGAGCAGGAUCUUCUCCUCAGAGAUGAGCUAGAGGAGUACAAAAAACGCUUCCCAGGCCGAUUCGAGUAUCUCUAUACCGUCAGCCGUCCGACAGAGAAGGACUCUCCGUUGCGCAAAGGUUACAUUACGGAAGAACUGUUGAGAGAUGUUGUGAGUCAGUCAGACAAGACUACUAAGGUUUUCCUCUGCGGUCCUCCGGGAUUGGAAGAGUCGUUGGUGGGAUCAAGAAGGGCCGAGGGAAUCCUAAGCCGCCUAGGGUUCACGAAGGAUCAGAUAUAUAGAUUCUAG